Coniosporium apollinis CBS 100218 is the source of this 1773-nucleotide messenger RNA. RefSeq lists its product as uncharacterized. Lineage: Eukaryota; Fungi; Ascomycota; Dothideomycetes. Bases 1 to 1773 code for a protein of 590 amino acids. The record is from RefSeq and is a predicted model, not a curated record. The transcript has 7 exons.
AUGCGGUCUUUCUUCCAUAGACGUAAGGCAGAGGCCCAGCCAGCUUCGGCGGAUGAAUUGCUGGUAGAGCAGCUACAAGAGAGAAAGGCUCAGGUGCUGCCAUGGAUUGAGUCUCCGGUGAAAGCCCAUGACGGUGACCUUACGUUCCACCUGCGACAUGAGGCCAACUCCGUGGAGCUAUUUUUCGAUCUCUUCUUUGUUGCGAAUCUAGCCACCUUCACCGCGUACCACGCCAUCGUAGAUAUCGACGCCCUCCUGGCUUAUAUUGGACUGUUUGGAAUCAUCUGGGCCACCUGGUUCCAAGUCACUCUACACGAUGUCAGAUUCGCCAUCGACUCUGUCUACGAACGGGCAUGCAAGGUCAUCCAGUUCAUGGUCAUGAUCGGCUUUGCCCUAGUCGGAUCCGCAUUUGCACCUGGCGGGAAGAAGCAAAACAACAAGAAUUUCAAAAUCCUGUGCUGGCUACUUUUCACUAGUCGCGCUCUCCUUGCUAUCCAGUAUAUCGCCGUCCUGGUCUUCAGCUUGCAGAAGACCAAGAAGCUGGUACUGCCUAUAGUGCUCAACACUGCCUCCUUUGUUCUUGCCGCUGGAGCCUUCAUUGCCAUGACCCCUGCUUUCGCGGCGGCAACUGGCGAUGGAUGGACCAUCUACUAUGUUUGGUACAUCGUUCUGUUCGCAGAAUCUGCGGCCGUCAUUGGCGUCUCGAGUAUUUGGAGAACUCUCUCCUUCAAAAAAACCCACCUUGUGGAGCGUAUGGGCCUGCUCACCCUCAUCGUUAUCGGUGAGGGCGCGAUUGGCGUCACAAAAACUGUGGGCAAAUUGAUGGGUAAGGGUAUUAAUUUCGAAGGUUGCGCUCUUGUUCUUUGCAUCAUUCUUAUCUUGGUAUUCCUCUGGAUGCUUUACUUUGACAACCAUCCACAUGGUCAUUAUGGAACUGUCCGAGAACAGCUCUGGGCCUGCCUUCACUUCCCGCUGCACCUUGCCAUCGUUGGAGUUGUUGAAGGCUCCCAGCAAAUUGCGCUCGCCCGCUACGUCUUCAAGAACAUUGAUCAGUUCCGGGCCGAUAUAUACAUUGCUUGCGCUGAACAACGUCUCGAGGGUAAGAUGCUUGUCGAUGCUCUUACCAAGGCGGUAGACAACUUCCAGCUGGACAAGAAGGUGGAAAGCCAGGCUCAGGUUGCUGUUAUCAAGAAGUCGAUUACUGCUCUCGGCGCGCAAGCUGGUAUCUGUUCGGGCGCAACCGUGUCGACCUUCGACACACGCAAAGACGUCAUCCCAGGAUUUGGAAACGUUAUGAGAGACCUCAUUGGUGGACUUUUCCAAGCCAAUGGAGCCAAGCUACCGAAUGGCACGGAACCCGCUGAACUGGCUAUCAACUCUUUCACGACCGUCUACAUCUACUUCUGGUGCUCGGUCCUCGUCGUCAUCGCCUGCUUCCUCAGCUUCAUCUGGCUGACACGCCACCACGGUCGCCGCACUGACAUCUUCGACCGAUUUGCAAUUGGCGGCCGCACCACGAUGUUGUUGCUCUCGACGGCGUUCAUCGUACUGUUCCGGCAGCAGGACUUCAUGUACUACUUCAUCGAGAAUGGAUCGCUCUUGCCGGCGUUCGUUGGCAUGCUCUUCACUAUCGUCUGCUGCGACCGACUUGGCCGCUUGCAGAGCGCGAAGGCACUCAAGAAGUAUGUCGGACUGGGCGAGAUCGAGAUGCAGUCCUCAGACCGUGACUCGAAGGAGCAAGUUGCUGUUGCCUCACACGAGGUCCACCAUUGA